Molecule: messenger RNA, 1044 nt
Organism: Penicillium brevicompactum
Lineage: Eukaryota; Fungi; Ascomycota; Eurotiomycetes; Eurotiales; Aspergillaceae
Product: MAGE domain-containing protein
Exons: 3
Coding region: 1-1044 (347 amino acids)
Biological process (GO): DNA repair
Cellular component (GO): nucleus
Source: RefSeq, a predicted model, not a curated record
AUGCCUCGAAGAAGAAGAUCAGACUCAGAUGAAGACUCCGAGUCCAACCCAGCGCGUCGGCGCCGACAAGACUCCUACGGCUCCGACAGCGACGGACCCAGCGCCCCAACAAGCACCGACGCAAUGGUCAAAAAAAUGGUCCGACUAGCACUCGCAAGCGAAUACUCCCGCCUCCCAAUCCGACGACCAGACAUCAGCGCCAAAGUACUCGGCGAGCAAGGCAGCGGUUCAUUCAAGACAGUCUUCGAGCAAGCGCAAUGCGAGCUGCGCUCGAAAUUCGGCAUGGAGAUGACCGAGUUACCAGCGCGAGAAAAGGCAACCGUUGCACAGAGACGCGCUGCGCAAAAAACCGAGAAAGCCUCGACGACAAAGUCUUGGAUCGUGACAUCGACGCUACCGCACGAAUACCGCAGCGCUGAGAUCCUGGUCCCGACAAAGACGCCGUCGCUGUUUGUUGAGAGUACCUAUACGGGGAUCUAUACGUUUAUCAUUGCUUUGAUUACGUUAAACAACGGCUCGCUCGCGGAGCAGAAACUUGAUCGGUAUCUUGCGCGCACGAACGCGGAUGUCUCGACACCCCUCGAUCGCACGGAUAAGCUUUUGCAGCGGUUAUGCAAGGAGGGGUAUCUUGUUAAGACGCGGGAGGUGGAUGGCGGCGAGGAGAUUAUAGAGUACAUGCUUGGGCCGCGGGGUAAGGUUGAAGUUGGGACUGGUGCUGUUGCUGGGAUGGUGCGUACUGUCUACGGCAAGGAGGCGGGCCCUACUGCGGACAUGUCUGCUUUUGAGAGGGAUGAGCUUGCGGACUUUGAGGGGAGGCUUGCGAGGAGUUUGGGUACUAAGCCUAGGGAGAUUGAGGAGCCGGCGAGUCAGGCUAAUGGUCAUGUAAAUGAGGAAGAGGCUCCGGCGGCUCGAGUGACUCCGGUUCCGCAGUCGGCGAGGAGGCGGGCUCCUAGGCGUCCUAGUACUCAUGCUGAUGAGGAGGAAGAACAAGAAGAAGAGGAUGAGGAGUCUGAUGGAUCUGAGGCGUACGAUGACAGCGAGUGA